This is a messenger RNA of Epinephelus lanceolatus (giant grouper), 483 nucleotides long. Its product is annotated as alpha-1-antitrypsin homolog. NCBI's taxonomy places the organism in Eukaryota, Metazoa, Chordata, Actinopteri, Perciformes, Serranidae. Gene Ontology annotation, molecular function: serine-type endopeptidase inhibitor activity. The record is from RefSeq and is a predicted model, not a curated record.
ACGUUCAUAGCUGUAAAGAUGCGUGGGAUCUUUUGUGCACUCGCAGCAGUGCUGCUGGCUGCAGCCUGGGCAGACCACCAACACCAGCAUGGCCCUGAUCACAGCCACGAGGGAGAGCUGAGCUACCAGCUGUCGUCUCCCAAUGCUGACUUUGCCUUUGCCCUCUACAAAAGUCUGAAUGCCAACACUGCUGCUGGAAAGAACAUCUUCUACUCGCCACUGGGCAUCUCCACCGCCCUAUCCAUGCUGUCUACAGGGGCCGGUGGUGAAACCCACAGCCAGCUGUUCUCCAGCUUGGGCUACAGCACCUUAAACCAUACUCAGGUCAAUGAAGCGUACGAACAUCUUUUCCACAUGUCUGGACACAGCCAGGAGGAUCAGCGGCUGGAUGUUGGUAACGCCGUGGCCCAGCGCUCUGGCUUCACUCCUCUGGAGAAGUUCCUGAACGACUGUGAUUGCGUUGUGUAGUUUACCAACAGGCAA